AUGGUGACCCCACGCAUUCGCCUCCAGCCCCUUCUGGGCCUGAUCGCUACUCAGGUCAAAGGCCCUGCAGAUUGCGAUCAGCGGGCAGUGGGCGCGGUGAAGGUGUCGGUGGGUGCUGCCAGCAUCCAGGUGGCGAGGGGAGGGAACGCGCUUCUGCCUUGCAACUUCCACACCACGGCCUCGCUGAGUCGCCUCAACAUCAUCUGGACGGUCACGCCGCUGGCGGAGCCAAACCGCCCCCAGCAGGUCCUGGCCUAUGAGCAGGGAGAGGUGGUGGAGAGUCUGUCCCAGUACACGGGCCGCGUGGGCUUCGCCUUCCCACCCGCCCAGAGUGCCACCAUCUUCCUCAACAAGACGCGCAGCUCGGAUAGCGGGACGUACCAGUGCAGCGUCAUGAACCCACCCGACCGGGACACGCCCAACAUCGGGGUCAUCCAACUCACCGUGCUCGUGCCCCCUUCCAGCCCCGAAUGCUCCAGCGAGGGGAGUGGGGAGGAAGGGGGGGACGUCCACCUGUCCUGUGCUGUGCGGGAAGGCGUGCCCGCCCCUACCUUCAGCUGGGAGAAGAUCCCCCCCGACAAGCAGCCCCUGGUGAUGAGCUACACAGAGGCGCGCCGGGCCCUGCUGACCCUGCAGAACCUGACGGCCGCCACCUCAGGCCUGUACCGCUGCACGGCCUCCAAUGCGCUGGGCUCCGGCUCUUGCGCCCUCCAGCUGCGUGUGCGCCUGGCCCCGCAGGGCAUGCUGGGCAUCGCGGUGGGUGUCACCGUCACCCUGACCAUGGGGCUGGUGCUGCUGGCUCUCCUAGCCCUGGUGCUCUGGUUGCACCACCAGAGCGUGCGGAAGUGGCCGGAGGAGGAAGUGGAGGAUUCGUACAAUGAGAUCAGAGUCGACAGCCUCUCACCGCGGCGUCUGCUCGUAGCCAAGACUCUCGCCAGCGACAUCCCCAUGGCCAACCAGGCUGCAAAGCCCCUCUGGAUCUUCACCAGCUCCACCCCCAACACCACCUACGCCAAGCGCCAGCGCGGGCUGGGCGAGGGGAGUCAGGCGGCACCGCCCGGGGGGCUGCGACAGCCAGUGUGGGCAGCGCCCCGGGGCAGGAGGAGGAGCAGCAGCAGCCUCUCCGAGGAGGGGUCCCUGCCAGGCAGCCAGGCAGAGGAGGAGCCAGCCUGGCACCCUUCGUGCCACCGAGAGCCAGCCCCAGCCAAGGCGCUUCCCCCCAAGCACCGCAGCUUCCUGGUCUAGGGGCAGCGGGUCCAAUGGGCACAGAACGUGGGGGCCGAUGCCGGCAGCCAGGUCUCCCUGGGCAGGCACAUUGGCCUCUGUGCACAUGCAGCAGCCUUGGGCCAAGCUGCUCCCACCCUGCCAUCAACCCCCCGCAGCCAGCCCCAUGUUCCUUGGC
Chrysemys picta bellii (western painted turtle) is the source of this 1402-nucleotide messenger RNA. The record is from RefSeq and is a predicted model, not a curated record. Lineage: Eukaryota; Metazoa; Chordata; Testudines; Emydidae.